This is a messenger RNA of Porites lobata, 22536 nucleotides long. The record is from the annotation of a GenBank genome assembly. NCBI's taxonomy places the organism in Eukaryota, Metazoa, Cnidaria, Anthozoa, Scleractinia, Poritidae.
AGUUAUUGUUGUUUCGUGGAUGGCUCUAGCUUUCUCGAGUAUUUCCUUCAAACCCUAACUCGUCUCUUUAUCAGGUAUAGCUCGCCAGACAAGUUUGAUCCAUUUAAGGUGUAUCGCAGUUUAAAAGUCAUGGCCAGCGACGGCUUUGAUCGAAGAGGAGAGUGGUAAGUUACCAUCUAAAUACUCAUAAUACAAGUCAGUACAGUAUGUUGCCUCGGGUUCCCGAACGGUACCAGGCCACUAUCAGGACACUUAAAACAAAAACUCAGUUUUUCAGGCGCCCUUUCAUUUCUCGGUAAACGAAGCAUUUUUAAUGAAAGCUGAACAUUUCAGCUUUAAGAUGAAAGUUUUGGCGAGUUUAAAGCUUGCGAAACAGUCGCAGAAGACGCCGUUCUGAUGAGGUGAGUAAACUUUUCAUGGCUAUAAUAUUACGCUGUUUGCUGCGCCGUAAAAUUAGUGCUGCUCAAAAAAGGGUAGGUAAUAUGUGAUAUUUUCAAAGAAACUGUUUGAUAUUUAACGUGAAGAUACUUAAAGAAGUCAGGUUCGCAGAAAUUUUAUUAAUCCUUCUUGAAAUUUGAUUUGUUUGGAAUUAAACGGAGGCCAGAAACAUUCACUAAGUAUUGAUGUCAGCGGGUGCCCAGUAUCCGGACAAUUUUUUCUUUGCUGUACAGAAUCGAUGAAUUAGCUGUGUACAUUAUCCGGAUAAGAUUUAUUUCAUAUCUAUAACUACAAUUAAAGCUUAGGAUAUAAGAUAUAGUCGUAAAAUGAAAUUCUACUCAACUCCGUAUGGAAAUUUUCUUCACUCUCAGACUGACUUGAUUUCGUGUGCACGGCUUGGAUCGCAAUUCGCGUGACUGCAUUUCCUAUUAUAACCGGAAGCGUCGGAGCUGGAAUUCUCAUACAGUACUUUUCCCAGUUGUGACUGCUAGAAUGGGGUUGCAACGGUCUGAAAAAUGUCACAAACUUGAGGGAUUGAGAGAUGUGAAAGAAGGAGGAACUUGUAUAGAGCUAGAAAAGCAGGCUUAUUGUGGGGAUUGAGAAUGAAGAAAUCAACACUGCAGGUCAGACUAAAUUCUCGGUUUUCACUCACGUGAGAAAGCAGAAAUAAAAAUGGAAACCUUUUAAUACAGAAAGUCUAGAAUCUGGGAAAUGAAAGAAGAUAAAUAUACAAAAAGCCUUGCCAAGAAUCAGGCCUAUGCAAUAGUUCAUAUGCGAGAUAUUCGGAAAAACGUUUCACCCAAAUUUAUGACGCUUUGAAUGGAGACGCCAUGUUUGUGUCCCAUAUGGCCGCCGGAACCCAACAGAAAUAUCUGUUUUUGAGUUUUCCUACGUAUACGUGAAUUCUUAGCUUGAGGAACUCAUAAAGAUUAAAGUAAUAUUUAUUCUAAGACAAGGAAUGUUUAGAUAGCAAAAUCUCCAAAAAUCCGUAAUGUUUUUAACCCACAUAAAAGCUUUCCCGGCCGCUAGCUAAAUGCCGGUCGUCACGCAAAAGCCUGGAAAUUCAAGCGUCCUGUAUCGCAAAACAAAGAACCCUUUUGAACCGAAAAUUUGUAUGUAUAAAGGUUUUAAGGUGUUCUAGUAUCACGUGAUAGUAGAAACUCAGAAGAAGCCAAUAGUUUCUUAUGUCGGAUUGAGGUCCCUUACCCAAGGUUUUUUUAAGAAUAAGAAGGAAAAAAGUCAUUAAAUUUGCAGCUUGCAAACCGCGUCUUCGGCAUGUCCACAGAUGCCUUAAUUAAUUCCUUAAAUCAAUGAAAAAGUUCCUAGACAAGGAAGUAAACAGCCGCUCGCGUUCCUCACCAUACCCCAGUCAUUUGUUAAGUUUCAUUUCACGAUGCCAGAUUCUAUUUUCGGAAUAGAUUGCCAGACUACUUUGCAAGUGCAAGAGCAGCGUAUAAGUCGCCCGCCCGUCAAAAUUUAUGUACAAUUACGUUGUUCUUGUUGUGGCCGGGUACACUGGGCCAGCUGUCCGGAUACUGAGCAACAUAGGAGCUCUGCAAAAAUAUUAAUUUUGCGAUGGAAACAAAGGCAAAAAAGUUAAACUGGCUUUUGUCAUAUUAAGGACUAAAUAGAUUUUGUCUGGGCCAAAUUUCAGAGCUCUUACGACUUAAACAAAGGAAAGUUAUUGCACUGGUAAACUGAAGUGUCUGAAUACUUGGCAACAUACUGUAUCACGAGUUUAGAAAGGCACAUUCUUAAAAUCAACCCCCCUUCUUUUAAGGGGGGGGGGUAGAGUUUUGAUUCACCACACUUUUCUGAAAGAGCACCACUCCCUGGGAUUUAAUAAAUGAUCACAGAUUGUGACAUGUUAGUGUAAAAAUUUUAAAGGGGAAAUUGAGAAUUCUAGCCUCUGUAAAAGAUCUGAUUUAAAAUGAGCAAAAUUUAUGUAUUUUUCUUGCUUACAAGCAAAACAAUUGUUACAUUGUGCUGGUCAUGAGUGAGGUUAUUCAGAGUUAUUUGAAUAACCUAAAUAUGCGUGAUAAGUAGGCAUGUUGAUGUACGUCAAACAAGCUGUUUUCACCACCAACUCUUGGUUAUGAACAUUAGGCUGUAUAUUUUGCACUUUGGUGCAAUAAUUAAGAAUUAAUGAAUGAGGCUGGGUAUCCUAUGAAGAAUUAUGGAGAUCGAGGAGGGUGUACUGUUAUGAUACGAAAGCCGAAUUCAAUAAUUGUUUUAUUAUUCAUUCGAAAUAAUUCCUAGUUUAAAAACAAAGCUAAAACACGCUUACCUCCGUCGAUGUUAAGUUCGACAUCUUCGAGGUGCACGUUUAGGGUUGUUCAGCUCCGCAAAUAUUCUCCAAAUAGCAGAUGUUGCCCUUCGAGUUGUGUUCUUGCUGUUCUUACCAUGUUUUUAGCUACAAUAUUAUUUCGUCUUUACGUUCUUACUCUUGAAACGAGUGAAAUGUUCGUCAUUUUUUGUUUUCACAAUCAAAACAACUCAACCUCGUCCCCAGGUCUUCUCGGUUAACUGUGCAUUAACCUGCAAGAAUACUGCAUUUUUGACGUCAUUUCCUCGUUAAACACAAAAUUCUUCCUAAUUUGGUCUUCAGUAACGGGUCAUGGUGAAUUAUGCAUGUGCUUUUAGCCAAUCAGAAUGGGGGAAAUAUUUUGAAUGAAUAAUAAUGGGUAUUUUUAAAUGCUGGUGCCAUGUAUAGGUUAUAAACACAAGGAUUGUAGUUCAGGUAAAAUUUGUUUGUUUGAUGCACCAAUAAAUUUGAGAUACUAGAGUAUAUCUUUGUUAUUCAGGGAAAGCAUAUGAUUAUAUAUAUAUAGAUCUCAGUAAUCAUAAGUAUACAACACAUGGAGAGAGUGCUAGCCUUUCUCACUCUGCAAAUGGUGACAUUUUAGGCCAUGACUAUAGUUGUGUCAAUAUACUAAUCCCCCCACACGCAUGUAAAAUUAAGCUCACCACAGUUAGUAACUAUAAAAUCCUUUUGAUAAAUUUGUCCUAUGGAGUUUAACUUAUUUUGGGUAGAGUCGGUUACGAGGGGAAAAUAUACCCCAUUGAUGGUGCUUCUUCCGUUUUUUUCUAUUUAAUAUAUUUAUACAGCUAUUUCGAGAAAGGUUAGUUGUCGGAAAAAGUGCAUGGGACAAUCCGGAAAGGUAUGGGGUGGUUUUGAGUUCACUGUUCGUCAAAGAAAUUUGAAAGAAUGGCACAAGAGGCCAUAGACGUAUGUUUACGAGUGCUAAAGGGAAAGCAACAAAAGUAGGUUCUACAGCUACAGUUUCAGGAACAGUGAAUCGAUCAUAUCCCAUGUUACCUUUUGGGAUUGUAAUGCACGCACAUUUUUUCACAUAACCUUCCAUGAAAUAGCUGUAUGUGUUGGUUCAAUAUUACCUUUGGUUGAAAUUUUACUUUCCUUUGUUUUGGGGUAUGGGAAUGUAUGAUGAUUAUAAUGAGUUUGGAACAAAGAAACGUAAAAUUUAAACCAAGGAUAAAAUUAAACCACAACAUAUGUGAACAGGAUCUUAUAAUUAUCACUGUGUCUGGCGGUAGGUUUAUAGAGUAUGGGGGAUCUGGGUGCAUCAUUGUUCUUUCCAUGUAGCCUGUUUGAUGUUACUCCAGAGAUUUUUUAUUGUUUUUACCCUCAAAAUUAAUGUACACAUAAUUUAUGGACAAGACAAAAGGCAUAUUCUAAUGAGCAUUGUGACAUGACCUCUGAUGGGAGGGAGGACAAGCUCCAAUGUGAAUUGGGGGUGGGGGGAAAUGUGGGCUGGAAAAACUGGAAUCAGAUCUUUGAGUUAAAGAGACCAAUCUGGGCGUGAUAACAACAAAAGUUGUGGGUGAAAUUGUUAAUUUUUAUGCCAAUUAAGAAGCCUAACGAAGCUAGGGGCUAUCCAAAAUCUUUACACCGAAAUAGGAUAAUGCCCUUACACACAACGUUUUGAUAUGUGAUACCUGUGUGAUACUAAAAUCGGCGGUAAUUGAAACCCCUAUAAAACGAACGAGACAAGUAGCAUCCCUUCAGAGCACCCCCCGCCGUCACCCCGGUUACACAGAUAAGGCUAAAGUGGUCUAAUUUGCUGCGUGUGUAGCUAAGUACUUGUAUAAACAAAUUUUAUGGGAAACAUAGACGAUAGCUGGAAAGCGAUUUUUUGAUAAUAUUCCCAUAAAAUAUUUAAAAUUAGCAUCUUAAAUGCUGGUCAGUCACUUAACGUUUAUCGAUCAUCUUUUGAUGACUCAUAAGGUUAACUUUUGGUCAUCUUUCGUGACAACAGGAAAGACAGUGAGGAGGAAAUAAAGAAUGACUUUGUGGAGGUCCCAAGAGAUAUAAAAAAGUACGUGCUGGGAAGAAGUCGCUGCGGGAUAGACGAAAUUGAGAAAAAAUCACGAGCAAGCAUUCGUUCACAGAGCAUAAAGGAAGAAGGGUUUUGGAUAAGUGGUAAUAAAAUACAACGUGAACGAGCUAAGAAGCUCAUUACAGAAAAAGUGGUAGGUUGUGUGAAAAAAUGUUUUGUUAGUCUAUUUUUGAAAAAAAAACAAACAAACAAACAAACAAAGAUCAUGCACGACGAUUAGGUGAUUCGGAGGACAUAAAACAAAACAAUAUUUAUCCAUUAAGUCAGAGGCACUCUUGCAAGUUUGGCCUUCGUACAAUAGUACGCUCACAGCCUAUAUAGUCUUGGACAAAAAUGUUGAGAAAAUCAGUGGACGUUACCAUGUCUGGUUUCAAGAUAAAGCUCUGGAAAGCACUGGCAACUACAAAUACUCCCCCUUCCCCCGAAAAAAACAAUGUUGAAGUCCGGCUGGAUCAUUUUUGAUCUUGAAUAAACACCUUUGACCAGGGUUGGGCGAGGGAAGAGGCCAUAGCGGUACCAAAUCCGCGGGAUAGGCGUUUCGUGAGUAAGAAAGUGCAAAAUUCUCAACACUUUUUGUCCAAGAUUGUAGCCUACGAGUAGCAGAAUGCUUCCCCUCGCGGUUUUUGGUUUUCCACAUACUUUCCAAACGGUUACAUUUUAGGGACAGAAACAGCGUUAAAGUUGAGACUUUCUCUUGAUCUUAACACGGUGAAAACGUUGACUAGAACUGAAACAUUUUCCUGAACAGGUUUACAAAAGUGCUAGCUAAGAUUAAAGGAUAAUAGGUCUGUCUAUUUGGUUGAUUUUAGAGGGCAGGUAUAUUCAUAACGAUAAACACAGAAAGCAUAGAAUAAUAAGGGACCGGUCAUUAUUUAUGUAGAUGGGAGGGGGAGAGGGAAACAUUUUUAGGAAAGAUCACAAUUCCUGUAGCCCCCCUGCGACCAUGUAAAUAGCAAGUGACCCCCUUCUUUUUUCAAUAUUUACGUGAUGACCCCCCCUAACCUCAUAUCUCCUCUUGAAUAUUCUUCAAAGAAAUUAUUAAAAUGCAUGUAACAAUACUCUGUUAAGACUUGGUAAAUAAACAUACUAAUCAUGAUGUUUAGUUAUUCUGGAUAACAAUGGAACCAACCUACUCUAUUACAAAAUCAGCGUGCCUUCAUGGUGAACACAUUAAUGUAAUAACCAUGCAAAAUAUAAUUCUUUUCAAAUGAUUUUCCUGCAGUUCUAAAAAGACUACUUUCUUGUUGUCUUAUAAUCGUUAUGUUUUUCUUGGGAUAUUGAAGUGACAAACGCUUUGUUAAAUAUUCAAGCAGACAGGUCUGGAUUCUUUAUUAGCUAAGAUUUGUAGUAACAAUGAAGUUUAGAGUGCAAACAGAAUUUCUGUCAAAAACAAAUAACUAAGUUGAACAAAACAGCUAUGCUUUAAAUUAACAAAAAGCAAUAGGAUUAGCAUGAAAUUGUGCAAUUUAGCAUUACUGUUUCCCAUAUAUUGUUUGUGCUCUACUAUUUAACUGCUUUACCCAUUUUUGCCAAUGGACCCCUCUUAAAAUAUACCUCGAGAUCAAACUGCUGACCCCCCUAAACUUCUUUACAAAAAAGUUUAGCCCCUCUCCUCCUCUUGCCAAUAUGAAAAAGCCUUGACCCCCCCGUUCUUUUUUUUUCCCCUUCCCUCCUCUACAUAAAUAAUGACCGGUUCCCUAAUACAAAGAAAUUUAAGAGCAGUAAGGAAACAAGUAAAAACCAGAAAAUAUUUGGCAUCAACAAUAUCGCUACCGCUGAGGCAAACGGUAAAUCCGGUACAGUUAUUGUGGGCGCCGUGUGUUUUUUUUCGCUGGGAGAGUGCAGCUACCCCUAUACAGCCCCCUAUUUUCCUAUUUGUAUGUCGGGGUCGACCGCCAUUGGGAAGGGGCACCCCAUAUUAAGCUAUAUUACCCCCACCCAUUCCUUUCACAAUCGUGAUGGGAAUUGUCCUCCACAAUGAGGAAUCAAGAUAUUCGUCGAUCGACCUCAACGAUCAAACAAACUGAACUGAUAGGGGUCUCUGAACAGUCUUAGCUUACACCGUACAGUUAUUGUGACACAUCUGUAUAAGUUCCUUAAAGUAAACCAUGCAUUUCACUCAGAAGUCAAUUUUACGGUGCACUGACAAAGCUUGUACAAGUUUGGUGGUAUUCUCACCUGGCACAUUUAAAAACUAGCUGUUGAUUUCUGCGUUGCGUUUAGUUAUACAAUCAUUUUUACAGAAAGAAAUACAGAUACGAAAAUCCAAAGAAGCUCCACCUGGCGAGCUAGUAGAAGUUCCAAAACCAUACAAAGGCUUGGUGUUCGGCAAAUGGGGAAAAAAUCUCAUCGAGAUUAGCAGGUGUACGGGAGCAGAAGUUAUUCGUAGAGAUGGGGAAGUAUACAUUAUUAGUGGAACAGAGAAACAAAGGGAACAGGCAAAGUUGCAAAUAAAAGUAAAAGUUGUAAGUAAAUCAAGAAUCCAUUCAUUAUAUCUGAAUUUGUGCGUUUAAUUUUUAAGAAUGACAUCUCUUUCCCCGUUAUAGAAAAGCCCUGGGGGGAACUCCCUUAUAUAAACCAUAUAGGUGUGUGCCGCCCAAAAGGGUAGGGUUUUUGCUCCGUUUUGGUCUGAAAACGAGUAUAGAUUAUAGAAGCCAGGUCUAAAAACGGAUAUGAAAAAUGACCUUUUUGAUCUUAAAUAGGGUCAGGAUUUGGAGAAUCGAGCGGUACACUCCCACCAAGAAUUCAUGGUCCACUUAUACCCCAAGCUUUUUGAAGACAAAAUACAUUAUGAGCUUACUCCCCGGAACCGAAGAUAACAGACAACUUUGUUUGAAGUGAUAUUCCACACGAUCGGUUUUGGCAAGUUUUAGCAAACAUGGGACACAGCAGUAAAUGUUGAAGUGCUAAAUCACCUUUUAAUAAAAAGGGGCGAUAGAAUUCUGCCUCAGCGUCACAUGCAGCCAGUCUCUCUGUGGCUGGAUCCCCAGCGAGAAACUUUUUCAUUUAUUCCUUCAUCCUUUCACCCAAAAUCCAUCUUUCUUUUUUAAUUGUUAGACAGGGGCGAGACUCAGAGGAUUGGAAAACGAGUAUAACAAAUUCCGUGUCUAUAUCGAUGGCUGGAAACUUCCAGAGAACAGUCAACUCAAACUAGAGAGAGUUGGUCAAGAUGAUCGUGCUUUUAUCCCGGAACCGGAUACCCAGUACCGGCUGAAACCAGCCGACGACAACAUGUACCAAGAACAGGUGUUCUUGUUUUUGGUUUUUUGCUUUUUUGGGGGGCUUAUAUGCUGUAGGAAGGGGCUUGCAGUAUACAAGAUAGAAUCAGAAAAUAUGUUUAAUCGCGCUUAACAGUAAAAUCCACUUUUAAAUACCAAUCAGGUUUUAUAGCAUAGUGCGCGCUGGCUUUCAUUAUCUAGUACUAACGAGUCGCUAUUAUUCCUUGAAAUCGACGAGCUGAAUAGUGGCGUAUAUUAGUUGACACAACAAGGGUAUCCUAAGAAUCAUGUAGACAGAUUUUGUAAAACUUGGCUAUACAGUUUAUAAAGUGGCGCUGACCACCCCAACCGAGAAUAAGACUGUGGGCUCGCAUUUUGCUAAUGCGACUCGCUCGUCUGAAGCCAAUAGAUGCAUUAUUCAUUGCGGAGCCUCCAAUGCUACACAAAGUGGAGAUCUAUCGCUGGUAGAAAGUUUGGUACGCCCGUACGCUCACCCGCACAGACACUAGGGGAGGGGGAGGGGAGGAGGAAACUCUUCAAGGGAGGGUAGGGAGUUCCAGACAUGCACUUUGCGUUUGUCUUGGCGAAACACAAACCGGGUUUAGAGGCAACCAAUGGAGUUUCUUCGGUGAAAAUCUCUUGAAGUUUCUUGUUUUUGACUUACGACAAAACUUUUCAAAAAUGAAUUUUAAGGCUUUGCGUUUAGCUUGGGUCACGGACCAGGACCAAUCUAGUCCCAGACAGGCCAAACUUUUGACAGGUGAAUUCAGGCGUAAAUACCGUAGAACCUCCAUUAAGCGACCCUCUAUCAAGCGGCAAGUAAUCAAGAAGAGAAUUGUAAAUUAAACCUCUAUUAAGCGACCAACUCUGUAAAGCGGCUAAGGCCAUGUUCUGGCUAUCCCGACGAGAAUUCUUCUAUUGUUGUCACCUCUAUUAGCCCGUUAACUAAAAUAUUCCAAGCCUGAGAUUCUUGCACUUUGUUAUUGACACGAUUAUAUGGUAAUAGGACUUUGUGUCGCACAAUAAACCCUUCCCGCAUUCCUGUGAACAAAGGCAUCAACUCGCGGCUUGGGUGGACCAACUACAGUCACUUAUAUGGAGUUGUCCACCUGAGCCUCCACUGCAUUUCUUUAUUUUUUCGCACUAGAGCAGAAUGCGUCAAUUCAGGGUUAUUCUGGGUUAUCAUGCUCGUAAUUUCAGAUCGUCCUCGUGCUUGAAAUUUCUCGCCCGAUUACUCCCUGAAUUAUACUUAACUCAGUCCUAGUACCAUUACUAGUGAUUGUCGAGACUCUCAACUGUUUUUAGCGUGGCCCUAAAAGGCUGACGAAAAUAAACAAAUAAAAUAAUAAAUACACAAUUAAAUAAAUGUAUAAAUAAAUGGGAAUGAUUGAAUGAAUUAAUGAAACUCUUUAUAAGGUUCGUUUCUGUUAAUUGUGUUAAGUUUGCUUAUCCAGGAAAAUUGCAUGUCAUCUGAAGAACCAACCUAUCUGUCAAAACUUGAGUGUGAUGCAUUAGAGUGUCUCGGUAAGAUAAAACAAGAAAGAGAGACAAAGGAAGACCUGAAAGCAGACAUGUGGUGUCAUUUUGGAAAGGCAUUUAUCCGAGGACCUGAACAAGGUAGUGUACAUGAUUUUUUUAACCCAUACUAAUAGUAUGCAUGUUUUGUGUAAUCUUCGAUGAAAGACUUCAGAUGAAGCUAUUUUGCUGAUUCUUUCGUUUGAAGCUAUUUCCCUUAAACGUGAAAAAAAUUUGGGAAUGUUCAGAUUGCGCCUCUGUGCCAAAACACUGCGGAGGCAACUAUAUUGCUUACUUACUGCCUGUGGCUUUUCUAUAAAUACCUUGAUAUCGGAUUUGUGUGCAGAUGAGGCUGAUCAAGGAAAGUGGAGUAUUGACGCGGCAUUAAACAAGUUCAAGUCAUCAGAAGAGAAAUACUGGAAAGUUGCAUUAAAAUCAGGAGUGGAAUUGAACGGGAAAAUCUUUGAAAAGCAUAUUUGCAACACAACUCCAGAAGACUAUGCAGAUUAUGAGGCAAGAUAUGAGGUGGCAUUUGUAACACCGUGUAGUCAUCAAGUAAUGAUGAAGGUGAGGUUCAUAUAUCAUACAGCAGAGAAUAUUUUUUGAUCAAUAUUUGCCACUUUGUAAGGAUGAGGUAUAUACCAACCAAUAAGUUAAGAUACUACCAGGUAAAAUUGUUGAACAAACAUUAACAUACUCUUUGUUAAAGAACAAAAGCGCUGAAAACUCCUUAUUCUCGUGUACUAUUUGGUGACAAAAAGUAGUCCUUUACUAGACAGGGGUGUACUUCUUAGAGUCGCGUGGAUUUAUUGCCACUUGAAACUCCAAUGGAAGUGUAAUUUACGGUGAAAGUCCACCAAACAGUUAGUUACCUUGUCUUGCUAAAAGGUCGCGUACUAGCCAACAUUAAACCUGUUAGUGAGUGUUUUUGGAUAAAGACUGUUGGGAAGGCAGUAGACUGAAUUUCAAGACGAGUUUCAUAUUUGGCUGAAUAAUUUGGUGUAUUAAUUACUUGUCUUAUUUGAAAAAUACAGACCUGAAGCUCAAGCUCCCCUGCGUUUUAAGUUAGACAUUAAAUAUCCAUCCCGCAAUGACUAAGUAUAUCUCAAGCUACCAAUUCUAGCAUUCUACGCUGUGUCAAAGUUUUCUUGGGCUCUGCGUUAAGCCGGAUUACCGUCUUGGUUUUCUACCAAGCUUUAUAUUUAAAUAUGUUGUUCUCGUCCAAAGGUGUGGGUCACAAAAAAGAAUGUCGGCAAAAAACUGGAAGACAUACCAGUUCCUCUGAGUGACGUAAAGAACAUUCUAAAGGAGUUAGAGUUCAAAGAUGAAGCUACACGGUUUCGAUGCAGAGGAUGGCUUAUUCUACCAUCUCGCAAAUACUUACAGGCAGAUAUUUUGUUCCCUGGUUGCCCAUUUGAUUGCAGGCUUAAUAUUCGUGGAAGGAUUGGUAUGAUUUGAUGUUUUUAUGAAGGAAGUGAAACUCUACUCCCCAUUUUUAGAUUUAUGAAACGAAUUUUACAACAGGUUGAUUUAAACUGUGAAAUGAUGUUGUACAUGCAUCACAUGAACAUGUUUUAAAAGAAAUGAAUUCAAAGUUGCUGCAUGUUAGGUUAAUUUUAACAAAUUGGACUUAAUUGCGGGUAUUCUUACUGCGAUUGUCUCAGAAAAUUCGACCUGACCGAACGAAGCCGAUUGGUCUCUUCACUUCAAAAACCCUUCUUAGACAAAACGCGGGAAACCGGCGUUGUCGGGUAUUCGCGUCACGUAAUCUUCUUGCACGAGUUUUGCCUUAAGUGCACUAUGCAAUUUGUAUAGGUAAUAGCAUGAUUUGUAGUGAUAUUUGGCAUAAAUACCACGAGUGAUAUUUCGAAAUUGUUAUGUAAUUUCACGAGCCGUUAGGCGAGUGAAAUUUGAGACAAUUUUGAAAUAUCACGAGUGGUAUUUAUGCCAAAUAUCACGUACAAAUCAUGCUAUUAUUUGUUUAUACUACUACCCGCAAAAGGUUUGUAAUUUUCACAUGUAGGUAUUUCAAAUUAAGCUGAAAUACCACUGCUCUAAACCAAUCAGAUUGCAGAAAUUGAUCAUGUAGUAGUAUAAGACCAGGAUCACACUUGUUUGGCUUCUUCGCCUUCAAAUGGAUUAUUUAAAUACAUGUUAAGAUGCACGUGUAUUUUCUCUCCUCAGAUUUCGCCCUCGCGACAGACUAUGUACCUAAGGAAGAGGUUAUCCAAACUUUGGCGAAAUACUUAUCUGAGCUGACUUUGACAGAAGAAAGAGGCGUUAAAUUUUGCCGACUCCCCGAGAAGAAAUUACCCCAGGGAUUUCAUGUCACUUAUAAAAGGUGUUCCAAAAGAUCUGUGUAUGAAAUCUGGCCAGGCUUCACAACCAUUCUUUCCAAGGAAAGCUCUUGGCGUACUGAUGGGCUUGACGAGGAUUCCAGAGAAUCGGUACUUCUUGACCAUAGUAUUUAUUUUUACAAAAGUUUUUUUAAGCUUCUACAACAGCUUAAAAGCUGUUGUAAUCAGUUACCAUGAUUCCUUUUUACCAUUUUUGUAGCGGAUUCGUAAGGGAAACACGCAAUUGCUUAUAAAGAAAUGCUUAAGAAUAUUGCAGAGAUACUGAGGAAUACCGAAUUACAUGACACUUAUCACCUCUAUCGCAAAGGAAAAUUCAUUAAGACUCAGUCGUUAUUUUAAGGAGUCUAUAUCUUGUCAGUUUGAAUACUGUGCAUUUUUCCUUUUUUUGUUUUACGUGACAGACUGACCUUCAUCUUCACUGCAAAGAGUGGGACACGUUGCUCAAUAGCAAAGAUUGGGAACCGGAGAAAGUAACUGCGACACUACCAAAGUUCUUUCAGUUUGUAAAGAAAGUACAAGAAAUUGUCGUGCAGGGAGAACGUAUGUAUAUCGGCUGUGGCUCAAAUUGUUCUUUGGUAUUAUGGAAUUCCUCAGACCUGUCUAAUUUUUAUUUUCCUUCGACACAGAACCAUCAACUGAGGCCGAACGAAAGUAAGAAGUUACUGGUUUAAAAAGGCAAAAAAAAUACGGCCAACCUAAUUUUGAAGAUAGCUGUCCCGCUCAUUCAAAGUUACCGCACCAGCAGUUUUUAAUUCCGGACAAACUUUACAAAAUACACUCAAUUUUUUUCGUGUUAAAUGCUGGCCGUGUAGAACCUCGAUUUAACGGAGAGUCAAGAGAUUGGGGAAAUUUGUUCGUUAUAUCGAGGGCUCGUUAUAUCAAGGUAUAGCAAUUAAUUAAUUUACAAAACCCAGCAGCAUUUCCGGAUCUGAAAAAUUACUGAAAUAACGUUUCAGUACCGAGCUAUACAUAGCUACGGCACCAGAAACUCAAUAACAGGUAAACAAAAAUGCUUAAAAGUACUGUACUCAUAAAUUUUACCCUUGUUGGUCUGUUUGGCUUUCAUCUUUUAUUACAUGCUGACAUUUAUUCGUUAUAUCGAGGUAAAAUUUACGUUUGCGCGAGGUUCUGUUCCAUACAUUUUACUGUAAUUUUAGCCGGGCUGAAGAAAAUCUUUCGUUAUACCGAGGACUUCGUUAUAUAAAGGUUUGGUAAAUCGAGGUUCCACUGUACCAUAAAGCAUUGUUCCACCUAAUAAUUAUCGGCCUAUAAUAUUUACUCUGCCUAAUAAUAUUCUAUCUUGUAGUUCCUCCUGAGAUACUUGCGCGAGGUCCUGUGGCCGUGGAAGCAUACAAAAAAGCCCUUGCCGAUGGAAAAACGAUCACGAGGAGGGUUCCUAUAAUGCUGAUUGGUCAAGACCGAGCAGGAAAGACCAGCCUAAAAAAGUCAUUGAAAGGAAUUUGUUUCGACCCACAUGAAGACAGCACUAUUGGUAUAGAUGUAGAUCCUUCUCAUUUCAAAGUGUCUACAGAGACGUGGAAGACAGGAGUGACGGAUCAAGACCAGAGUACUAAAACAGCCAUUACCUUUGAAUAUCAAGCAGCAAGACACAUCACGUGGAGUUUGAAGAAAGAGGUAAAAAGCACUGGUGAAGAGAAAACUGCAGGAACCUUAGAUUCAGAGAUUUCUAAAGUGUUAGAAGACUCAAGCCCCAUUGAGGCAGCACACGAUGCGGAUUAUGACAAGGCACUUGAAGUUUCAGCCCCUUUACGUGGGAGACAUAUAACUCGUGUUUCACAGUAUCAGACAAAUCAAGAAGACGUUAACUUUUCGAAUCCAGAUCUUCCUGACGAAGUAGUUUCUGUCACGGAAACACUACUUCAACGUGACUUGGAGGAAAGUGGGGAGGACAUUUAUUCUACCUUGUGGGAUUUUGCAGGACAGUCCGUUUAUUAUGCGACGCACCCACUGUUUCUUACGAGGAAGGCAAUCUACUGCUUGGUUUAUGAUCUAAGUCUGAAGCCUGACGACGUACCAAAACCCGUGGUGAAACAAGGAUUGUACGAAGAAAUUCAAGACAGCUUUAAUCUGAAAACCAAUUUAGAUUAUCUUCAUUUUUGGAUGACAUCUGUGGCUUCAUUGGUCGAUUGUCAAGAGGCAGAUGUCACCUCAGAAGUUUUGCCUAAAAAGCUUCCUCCAGUUUUCUUGGUGUGCACUCAUGCGGAUGAGUGCUUUAAUCCCAGAAAACUAGCCCAUAAGAUCUUUGGUUGUUUGAAAAGUAAGCCGUAUGGGGAACACUUGUGUGAUGUAUUCUUCGUAGAUAACACAAGCCUCAGUGUCCAAAAGUCUGAUUGCCCAGAGGUUGUGCGUUUGCGGCAGAAAGUACUUGCUGUCGCCAAAGAGCUACCUGACAUUAACAAGGCAGUUCCUAUUAAGUGGUUAAAAUUUGAGAAGGUACUGCAGGCCAUGAAAGAAAAUUUAAAGGGAAACAAAUGCAUUUCCCUGGAAUCAGCAAAACGUAUGGCUACAAAAGUCUGCAACAUUACCGACAACAACGAAUUUGAUACCUUGAUGAACUACUUGCAUGACCUAAGAAGCCUUGUUCAUUUUGAUGACAGUGUGCAGUUGAAAAAACUGGUAGUCUUGGACCCUCAGUGGCUAGUUGACGUGUUUAAAAAGGUGAUAACGGUCAGGCCGUAUGAUUCUAAGGAGGAAAACUUUGAAAAGCUAUGGAAGAAGCUUGAAACAGAGGGUUUACUCGAUGAAAAGCUCUUGACGCAUGUAUGGGAUCCUUUGAUUGAGAGCAAAGAAACCUCAGAUAUUCUUAUUGAAAUUAUGGAGAGAUUUAGCUUACUCUGUCCUUGGUUAUCCCAUUCUUCAGGCAGCAAGGAAUAUCUUGUCCCUUCGAUGUUGAUGUCCCAUCCAUCGAAGGAGAUUCUUGAUCUAAUUGAGACUGCAAAGAUUCCUUCAUUAUUUGUAAAAUUUACAAGCAAUCAAGUUCCUGCAGGCUUUUUUCCCCGGCUGAUCGUACAGUUCCUCCAGUGGGGCGAAGAGAAAAUUUGGGCUCGAGCAACACCUCACCUGUUUCACGAUUUUGCCAGGUUUUACACCUCUAGUGGUGUCUGUUCCGUGAACCUUCUAUGCCACUCUUCAUCCGUUGAGGUAGUUGUUCAUGGUGGGAAUUCUAGACUUGAGCGUAGAACCUCAGCAGACUUGCAACCUGACAUUGAGGAGGAAAUGUGUGCUCGUCAGGUGGGUAGGCAACUUAGGUUGAUACUGGAGUUUAUGCGCAAUGAAUUUCCCUGGUUGAAAAACGAGGCAUAUGAACUUUGUGUCCUCUGUCCCGUCUGCUCUAGCGAAAGGGCCGUUGAUUUCUGCCGCGCACACCGCGUAAAAAAUUGUAAACAAGAACAGUGCCUCCACUUCUGGAGCGUGCCCCAGUUGUGCAGUGACAUGAAACAUAUCUCGUGUACCAGAUCUGCUGUUGCUCAAAACCCCAAACUGCAGGUCAUGCAGUUUUCGCCUUGGUUUCCCUACUCAGGACACCAGGUAAUUACAUAAUUUAUAAUAACUAUUCAUACCCAGCUUUCAAUAAGUGUUAGCCUGUGCGCAUUAGACUUUCAGAAUAUUUACGAUUUCCCUUCCCCUAACCUUUUCUUGUGUUUUAUUUACUGAAAUCGCUUUCUUUGCCAGAUUCUGAUCUCUCUGAACUCAAGGAAGAAGUUAAUCAUUAUCCAAUGAAUUAUUUAAUUUAUCAAGUUAAUUGCUCAUUUGAUAGAAGUUCUUCUCUGCUUUGAUCGGCUGGGAAAUGUUAGAUCGGCUAUUUAAUGUAUCCAUAAAUAGCAUAUCUAAUACAGCUAAGACGCUGUAAAGCAUACAGGUCUUAUAAGAGAGGGGGGGGGGAAGCUCCGGUGAUUUCCUGCACUAACGCGUCAUCCCCACUAUCUGAGAGCCUACAACAGACUACAAAGAUUGUGAAGUCAGAAUACAAUUUUAUCAAAAAAAGUGGAAACGUCAUCUCUCAUUUCUAAGCAAACAAACUCAAAGGUUUCGUAGAAUAGGUAAAAUAGUUAUUAACUGUACGUCGAAAUAUUUUAAAGUGGUAAACAUUUUCUGCAAGAAGAUUACCUCAAAGUUUAAUUAGGACAUUUGCUGGCGUGAAGAAAAAAAAACUAUAAUUUUUCUAAAUCCCCGCCUACUGGUACACUUAAUCUUCUUUUGAACAAAGAAACGCUCUGAUGGUUUUGCCGCUAAACAAGACGGAAAUUUGUUUUUGAUGCUAGUGCCACGCUCGACCUUUAAGGCGUCAUUUUUGCUGAUAACAGCGAACAAUACGGGGAGGCUCCGCCCAGACUUCCAACCUCUUAUACCCUUUUAAGAUACCUUUUUUGAGUAAAACGGUACACCUUUUGUAUACCUUCUAUUGCAAAAUGGUACCCUUUUCUCCCUCGUAGUUUAGAACGCUGAAUUCCUUACCCUUUCAUUUUAUGUAAAGCCUACAAAAGGUAGUCCUUUCGGGCGGAGCGUCCCCAUAUAGGCCAUCAUAGGGAUUACUCCCAAGGAAAUUCAGUUGUUCUACACUACGUAGCACUGCGCUAACCAUGACAACCAUCUUAUGCAAACUUUGAAGGUGAGGGCUUAAGCCAUUUACUAACGUUUUAUCUGUUUAUUAAUCACAGCUUUCAAUUGAUGAAUGUGACGGGGACCCGUUUACGUCUGAUGGAGGUAAGCGUGAUGCGCAAACGACUAUUUUGGAAAACAUCUUUAUGGUACCCGAGGUCUCCAACAGGGUACUUCAAUACUGUAAUCCCGACUCAAAUUUUUGCCCAAUAGCGUAGUCCUGAUGGAUAUUUUCGGCAUCCUGCAUCCCGCGCAUACUUUCAAUCCCGAAACUCGCCCUCAUAUUGCUUUGAAAUCCCGAAUCCCAGCCUUCAGACAAGGCAAAUCCAGCAUCCCGAGAAAUCUCUUGGGGACCCUCAUACUCAUCAUUAUAUCUCCGUUUCGAUGGCUUAAAUUCUCUGACUACUUUUUCAAAACUAGCUGGCGUGGAAGAUGUACAAUUAGCGUCAAUUGAACUGACAUCGACAAGAAAAGGGACAGCAGAGGGCGCGAUAGCUCAUGAUCAGCUGUUUUGGAACAGCUGGAGGAAUUGGCGCGAGAUUUAACGAAACUACUUCCUAAAAACAUAACAAGAAUAGCAAACAACAUCACUCAACGGAUGACAACUGCUAUUUGAAGAAUGUCUGCCAGAUUAAACAUCCCUUUAUGUCCUAGCCUGCGUAUAUAGCUGGCGGGAUUAUUAUGCCCGGAGUACUUUCUUGGCGGCGGAGCCGCCGCUUAUUCCCCAUUUCGUAAACGGUCGUUGUCAUUUUUAAUGGUCGAUGCCACCAUUGGUAACCAAGCCUUAAUUAUGAUAGAUGUAAUAAUACGUUUUUGAAUAGUCUUAGAACGAACCACGUUGAAGCCCGAGUUGAAUUGACGUCAAAAGUUAUGGAAAGGGUUAUUGUCACUUGAUAUUGAUGUAUCAGUUAAGAAAGACAGUUUGCUAGUUUUAUGUGCUUAAAUUUUUCGGAAUUUGGCGGGUCGGUGUGGUAGUGUAGUGGUAAGGGAGAGAGAUAAGGAUACGAAAGGUCCGGGUUCGACCCUGAGUUUUUAGUAGGAAAACUCUCAAUAACAGGUCCAAGUGUUUUACAAAUGGCAGCGACCGUUUACCAAAGGGGCAACUGCGUAGCCGCCACACGAAGCAAUCGGUGAAACCGUGAGAGAUUUUCGGGAGCGGCAAAGCCGCGAGGGAAUUCCAAUUUUAUCGCUGAUCCGCGGCCAAAAAAAAAAACAAACAAACAAACAAACAUACAUACAUACAGCACUCGCCCGCUAAAAUCCCGUCAAUGUUAAUGUUACUUUGGUCAACCUUAAAAUCUGGAUGUCUCUCUAAGUUAUAUUUAAUGGUUUUGAGCUCUUCCCUAUCUGCCCUAUACCUCCAACUCGGGCACGCCAUUUCAAUUAUGUAGAUCUGUUUCAUCUUCUUGACCGUAACUACGAGGUCUGGGUGAUUUCCUUCACUCUCUGGGCGAGCUUCAGGCGCUAAAGAACAGUCCCACGUUAUUUAAACAUAUUUAUUGCCAUAGAAACUGCGAGGCUCCUGUCUCACUGAAAGUGGCUUUUAACUCUAGUGCUGGAAAUAACUUUUCUUACUUAAAAGGACAUGUGUCUUUUCAAACCUUCAUUUUGAAAGGACAUAUUCGAAUAUUGGUCGGACAUUAAUUAGCAUACCGUAGUUACUCAACUAAGUGCCGCGGCACUCAUAGCAUUUAUUUGAAAGUUGGACGUGCAAAGAAUUGUUUGACUAUGAUAUUUUUAUUUGCUGUAUUAAACUCUAUAACAGUGACACUUAUUCAAGGGCUGCGCUAAUCUGAGUAAAUACAGUCAUGCUUUCAACCUGGUUUGCCUCAAAUCUCUUGAUAGUAAAUGACAAGAAAACCCAAGCAAUGAUUCUGGGUAACCCCUUUCAAGAAACUAUUCUUCACAUUGGCGACUCUGUUAUUAUUAUUUUUAAAAGAAAUCAUCUUUCCUUCGAAAUUUUCAUGAUUCUAGAAACAAUUUGCAAAAAUCUCAAGCUUUGAAAAAGAAACGAAAUAGUCUAAAUAGACCAGAGGAACGCGAAUGACCGCUUCCCGCCAUUUGGCAACGUUAUUAAAUCUUGCUUGAAUGUGAUUUCUUUUGCAAAUGCUGGAAGUUGGCGUAAUUCAGGGAAAUGAAAUAUUGGUAUUUGUUACAUUAAAUUAUGUUGUACAUGCUCAUUUUUCUGGAGAAAAAGUGUCCAGGACAUUGGUAGUUUUGAAAAUGGCAAUUCAGUUCAGAAAAAACGAAAUGGAACAAAAACAGUGAUAUUUACUUCAUUGAAAAUAUUCCCAAAACCAGCAAAAAUUCUGCACGUCUUACGAUGUGAAUUUUCACCUCUGUAGUAUUCAACUAAAAGAAUAUCUUGUUGUUUAUGGUUAACCGCCGACGACUUGAAAGGUAGGCAGUUAUCGUUUGCACUAUUGUGAAGACAUUUUCUCUCAUCUGUCACAAUUCACGACUAAAUUUACUUUUGAAAAAUGCCUUUUGUUUUGGUUGUUGUUCAAAGUGGCAAGAAAUCGCGCGGAAAGUUUUCCCGUUCGUCUUUCAAAGCUUUCUUCAUCCUUCAGAUCGUUGAAAUAGGGAGCCAUUUUAGUUCCAAGCAUUGUGCUUCAGUUGUAUAAAUUAGAUUUCCAUAUAUGGAAAGUAGAGCCCAGUAAUUCCCUAACAAAGAGAGCUGCUUCGUUUCGCCAGAUAGAAAGACGAAUACGAUACGUGGAAGUUUUCGAGUUUCCUCAAAAAAGACGUAUUUCUCCAGUCUUUCACCGAAAUGCAAAGUUUACUUUUAUCAUAGCGUUUUACCUUUUUAUGUUUUUGAAAUCAACUCAGGGGUUUUAAAAAACAUUUUAAGACAAGAGCUAAGUCAAUAAAGUGCUCGGACAUAAUGUCCGAACAUAUUGCAACAUUAGUCGGACAUUUACAGCAUUUUGGUCGGACAAUGUCCGAUGUCCGACAGUAAUUUCCACCACUGAACUCAGUUGAUGGGCUAUGAGUGAGUCAUUUUUAACCUAUUUUAUUGCAUCAUGAUUGUGCCCGUAAAGGUACUGUCGUUUUGGUAGCUUCAUUUCUUUCUUUUUCUUUCUUUCUUUCUUUAUUGACUCUUCUCUGUUGUUUGUUCAUGACUGAAGAUCUUAGGAUAAAGAAUAGUUUCUUGGUAUUGCAGAUAGGUGCAAUCACCAAAUGACGUAAUACAAAAGAUUGAAAAGAUACUGAACAAUAGCCACACCGCAAAACAAAAGCGAACCAACAGGGUGUCAAACACCAAGAAUACCCGGAUAAAGGGAGGGGUAGAGCCUUUCUUUCUUUCUUUUCAAAUGAUAUCAUCAUUGAACAAAACCGAUUCAUAAAAAUGAAUCAGCAAAGCUGCCAGUCUAUUCUUGGUUUGCUACCACAUGACAAGGCAGCCAUGUUGGGGGUCAAUACAAAAGAAUUUUUUUUUCGAAGAAUUUACGUGAAAAUAGAGUUUAGUUCCCAGAGGAGGGAAAUGCUGUUGUUCUUGACCACCAACAUGGCCGGCGUGACGUCACGUGCAAACCAGCAAUUACAAUAUCCGCAGCAUCGUUCCUUUGUCUUUUUGUAAAACAACAGAUUAUCUCGUUGAACGACUGCGAAGCAACUCGCGAGUGAGGGCGCUGCAUGCACCUAUUAAAGGCGGGAAACUUGGCGCGAAACUUAGGCACCGCUUUUGAUUGGACGUAUCAUUUUUCUCAUGUGAAAAAAACAUCGUUUACGAUUUUGAUUGGUCGUACAGUAUCUUUUUUUCACGUGUGAAAAACAUCGCUCCCCUGUUUGGGUAACUCAUUUGUGUAGGAAAGUUUACGACAUAGCUUUCGGUGAGUAUAUCUCAGACGGUAUUUAUGUAAUAAAUACCAAUACGUUAGUAACCUUUCUAAAUAUUUAACUUGCUAGGAAAUGAAGAAAAAGUCCUAGCAGUUCGUAGCAGUGUAUUAGACAAUCUUUCGUCCGAAUCGUGCAAUUCCAAGGAAAUUGUUAGCAGACUGCAGGAAACACUUCAGUUGGACCAUGCUUCUUUGCAAGAUCCUGACCAUGAGACCAAGAAAUGGAUUCAGUGCUUGGCCAGAGAAGCCAGACAUUCAGGCAGACUUGAUGUGGUGGAACAUUUAAGGGAAAUGACACCUGCUGGGACUACUGGUGAAUAUAGUUUUUGUUUUUGAAUUUUUUUGUAGUUGUUCCAGCCCUAGGAGGUCUAGGGGCCUUAAACUUAAACCUUUUUUGACUCUUUUUGUGAUCUUAUUCCAAGAUCUCUUGUAUUCAGAGUGCGUUCUUGGAUUGGACUUCGGUUUAUCCGUAUAUCCUCGAGUUAAUCUGGGGCGUUUACAUAACUUUCUGAGUCUAGAGGAGGCGCUAAUUCGAGUUUGGGAGCUAUCCAGGAUUGGAGUAAGAGAGAAAUCUCUGUAAUUUUUGUGAAACUGUCCAUCCACCCUCCACCUUGUACCAUUGUUUGUGCUCGCUGGAGCGCAAUGCAACAAAGGUUUAAAUCCUAUAUAUUCAGUACUCUCUUGUGCUCAAUAACUCAAUUUUAUCCUGUUCAUUUUAAGAACGAAAAAAAAAAAAAUCAAGUAUGAUGACCACGACUGGAGUUAUUUAAGGUUGCUAAUAUAGUUGAAAAUUCGUACAUCCCCAGAGCUUUUCUCUUAAAGUUCAGGGAACGACGUUGAAACGUGGCGCGAAAUAAACAGCGGAGAGAGAGAAAAAAAGAAGGCAGACUAGAGGGAGAGGGAGAGAGGAGUUUUUUUCAUCCUAUCUUUCUUUUUUCCCCUGCCCACCCGGUUUUUCCUGCCCUGGAACAGGCUGCAUGCAGAGGCAACGUCAUCCCUAGGGCCUGGGAAGAGGUUGAUGUAGAGGCGGUUUCUUUCUUUUCUAUUGUUAUCAUAAUUAUUGAACAAAACAUUAAAAAAAAACAAAAACAGCAAAGCAGCUAUCUUUGCUUAGUUUCAUGUGAAUAAACAAAAUUCAUUGCCCUGCCUAAUCAUAAAGCCGUCGGAUAAACAAAACAGACUGAUCUGCAUAUUAUCAAAGGAGAAAUACAAGUAAUCAGCGAAAGACCCCGGGACUCCGUGUUUUCCACGGACCACGGAACCCCGAUCCUGGCACCCCGCACCACGGCCCUAUUACCUGGCUGCAACAGUAUCUAUGUAACUAUGUUGGAUUUUUUAGGUCCUUUGUUAUCUGAAUUCCUUGACGUGAGAAAGAUCCCUUUUUCCCAAGCAAGACGGCUUUCCAUCGACUUGACUGGUAUGAAAUUUAAGUGUAAAUCAUCCUAUUUCGCUUAUCAGUUUGUUAACCACAAACGUUUUCUUGACAGAAAAGGUUCCUCUAAUUCAGGAUUUUUUACCUUGGCUAUUUUGAUGGCUGGGCCAUAUAUGCCUAUUACAAGUCAGAAACUUUAGAAACCGAAAACGUUAAUAUUUCGUGAUCUUCUAAGCUAUUCGAUAUUUGAUAAGAUUUAGGAGUACAGUCAACUCUUUCUAAGACGGACACCUUUGGGACCGGCGCUAAGUGUCCGUCUUAGAGAGGUGUCCGUCUUAUAGAGAGUCAAAGAAAGGGAGUAAAGAAAGGCAAGGACCAACUCUAAGUGUCCGUUUUAGAGAGGUGUCCGUCUUAUAGAGGUGUCCGUUAAGAGAGAGUUGACUGUAUUAAGGAAAAAAAUUAUGUGAUUCAACCGCUAGGAGCGAAGCGUUCAAACUCAUUCUUCGAAGUGUGUUAUUUGGUUGUUGUUCGACAGCAGUUGCGUAAUGCCAUCUUCCAGUUCAAAAAUUGGCACUUUGUUACGAAUUCAGUGUUUUGGUUUCUUUUUUUAUUUUAAUCACAGGCGACGAUAAGUGGAAGUUUGUUGCUGAGAAGCUGGGUUUGAAUCAAGCAGAGAUUAGCUUCCUCGACCAACGUUACCCAAAUCCAGCUGAAGCUCUCAUAGGUUUUAUCGCAGAACAGCGUUUCAUGUCUGUAGGAGAUCUAUAUAAAGUCUUAUGCGACUGUGGGGUACCUGUAAUUGCCGACAAACAUCUUUGA